Messenger RNA from Menidia menidia (Atlantic silverside), 1128 nucleotides. The record is from the annotation of a GenBank genome assembly. Lineage: Eukaryota; Metazoa; Chordata; Actinopteri; Atheriniformes; Atherinopsidae.
AUGUCGGUGACCACGGGCUUCAGUUACCAGCUCCCUGGAAUCACCACAGUAACCUAUGUGUUUGUUUACAGCCCCGGCUCAGUGCAGCGAGACCCCAGCCCACCUCAUCACACCCCUCCAGCACUGACAGGCCCCCGUGGGCCCAAAAGGAAACUCUACAGCGCUGUCCCAGGACGAACCUUCAUUGUGGUCAAACCAUACACACCACAAGGGGACGGAGAGAUCCAAUUAAACCGGGGAGAGCGGGUGAAAGUAACAGAUGACUAUCUGGACACAGAUGUGAGGAUUCUGAAGAAUACGCUGACUUUAGUGAUGAAUAUGAUGAAGAUGAAGAUCUUAGAGUGCUUUGCAUUGCUGAGCAUUGGGGAAGGAGGAUUCUGGGAAGGCACAGUCAAAGGGCGAACGGGCUGGUUCCCAGCAGACUGUGUGGAAGAAGUUCAGAUGAGGCACUAUGACCCACGGCUAGCGCAGGCAGAGCUGCCUACGGCCUGCAGUUCAUCUGCAGCCAGAGCUCGAGGGGACAUGCAGGAAGAGGGCUCAAAGGUUAAAAGAGAUAAUGACCAAGAUGAGUCCAAACUUAAUAAAAAUGAAGAGACUCGAGAGGACCGCAAUAAGAGACUGUUCAGGCACUACACUGUGGGAUCUUAUGACAACUUCACCUCAUACAGUGUGUUGUAUUCUUACCUGCUGUACCUCUGCUCCUUCUUCAACAGUGACUACAUCAUAGAGGAGAAGAAUGCUGUUUUACAGAAGAAAGAAAAUGAGGGCUUUGGUUUUGUUCUGCGAGGAGCCAAAGCUGAGACUCCCAUCGAAGAGUUCACCCCCACCCCAGCGUUCCCUGCUCUACAGUAUUUGGAGUCCGUGGAUGUGGAAGGAGUGGCCUGGAGGGCUGGACUGAGGACAGGGGACUUUCUUAUUGAGGUAAACGGCGUGAAUGUUGUGAAGGUGGGCCAUAAGCAGGUUGUGUCCCUGAUCCGACAAGGGGGCAACAGACUGCUGAUGAAGGUGGUGUCUGUCACACGCAAACCUGAAUCUGAAGAAGUUGUUCGUAAGAAAGUGGGCUCAUCAACUGAGGGGUAUCCUUGCAGCACAGAGAUCAUAAAGCCGCAAAUUCAGAAGACACACUGA